ACGGAGGUGUUUCUCGGACGUACCGCUCGGCUGUUUAUCUCCGGGGACCAGCGGAAGAGAGAGCAGCGGGCUUGUGGAGUGUCCAAACAUCGUCGGUGCCAUGGGAGCCCACCUGGUCAGACGGUAUGUCACCGAGACAGAAACCGAACCAGACCCAGCCAAGAAAUUCGAGUUCGACCCCCAGUUCGGUUUUGAAAACAGGAAGGAGAGAGAGAUGAUAGCGACUCAGGAGCAGAUGAACUUAGCCCAGCUGCCUAUAGAGCAGAGGGACUACUGUGCCCAUUACCUCCUGAAACUCAUGAAGUGUAAGAGGGACAACUGGCCCAACUUCCUGGCCUGCAAGCAUGAGAGACAUGACUGGGACUAUUGUGAACACCAGGACUAUGUGAUGCGUAUGAAGGAGUAUGAGAGAGAGAGGAGGCUCCAGCUGAGGAAGAAGAGAAUUGAAGCUCAGGCAGAAGCUGCGUAAUCCUUUAAUUCUACUUCUUUGUAUAUACCUGCUACUGUUCACAUUAAACAAUACUGUUUAAGCUCUACAA
This is a messenger RNA of Amphiprion ocellaris (clown anemonefish), 539 nucleotides long. RefSeq names its product NADH:ubiquinone oxidoreductase subunit B7 (gene ndufb7). Bases 101 to 469 code for a protein of 122 amino acids. The record is from RefSeq and is a predicted model, not a curated record. The transcript is spliced from 4 exons. Gene Ontology annotation, cellular component: mitochondrion. NCBI's taxonomy places the organism in Eukaryota, Metazoa, Chordata, Actinopteri, Pomacentridae.